CAAUUCACGUCAACUCCGUGUACUUAUUUGUUUUGUUUUGUAUUCAUUUGUGUUUGUCGAUGGAUUUAUAAUUCCCGCAAGUGCAACCAGUGUGACUCAUUGCAUUUCUGCAUUGGCCAGGCAGAAAUCUAUUUAGGCAUUCUUCGGAUGACGCACAGUCGAUGAUAAAAGAACAGUUAUCUAUACAACCUCGAAGCUGAUAGCAUACUGACUGAUAACUAUAAAUAGCCGUUAGCUAAUUGACUGGUGUAUGAUGUUGGAAGCCAUCGGUCUGUUGGUGCUGACAGGCGUGCUAUGGGGAUGCACCAAUCCCUUCAUACGGCAGGGGACGAAGGGCCUCCGUGACGUCACGGCCACAACCCUGAUAGGACAGGUCUGGGCUGAAAUUAGCUUCCUGCUCGGCAAUUGGAAGUACGUGGUACCGUGGCUGGUGAACCAGGCAGGGUCUCUCAGCUACCUGGCAGCAGUGCAGCGCGCUCCGCUGUCAGUAGCAGUGCCCACUGCCAACAGUCUCGCGUUCGUCUUCACCGCGGUGACUGGCGCGGGGAUCGGCGCGGAGGAACCGCUCGAUAGAAGGUCAAUCCUUGGAAUAGUCCUGAUUAUGGCGGGAACUGCACUCUGCUGUAUCGACGACACCAGUUGAAGAAGUGUCAGCAGAUGAAAUGAGUAGGUACCUAUUUGAUAUAAAACCUCACCAAAUAAUUAUGUUUACUACUAAAAAAUACACUUUUAGUAGGUACAAGACGGUAAUCACCAUUUACUGUAUUUAACAAUACGUUAAGUAACACAAUACAUUAACAAAUUAAACAAAAUAAUGAAACUUAAAAUAAAUAAAACAACAAUAAAAAAUGUGGAUUAUC
Molecule: messenger RNA, 860 nt
Organism: Helicoverpa zea (corn earworm)
Lineage: Eukaryota; Metazoa; Arthropoda; Insecta; Lepidoptera; Noctuidae
Product: transmembrane protein 234 homolog
Exons: 4
Coding region: 251-643 (130 amino acids)
Source: RefSeq, a predicted model, not a curated record